AUGGCUUCCUCUCUUGCUGCGCAGCUGUCGCAGAUUGCGGCCAAAUCAACCCAUGAGCUUGAUCUCAAAACCCAGCGGAUCGCUCAUUCACAGUCACUGAUCUUUGAUUACAACAUUGCUGGUUCCCAGGACUUUGACACUAUCUAUGAAAUCUGUUAUGAAGGCUUCCGGGAGCUUUGCUCACUGGAUGGCCGAUUUGAGGAGUUUGAACGCACGAUUUUCAGUGAGCAGAGCAAGGCCGAGGAUCGAACACAGAUGAACGCCACACAGAACGAGGAACUGGAUACUGUUAUUGAGAAUUUCCUGGCACUUGUUGGAGGACGUCUGCAGCUCAGCCCUGCUGUUAAGGCAGUGGAAUGGUUGGUACGAAGGUUUAGAUCGCACGAGUACAACACAACCUACAUGGUUCUGACAUUCUUGCCCUACCAUACCACACCGCUUUUCCUCAAUCUUCUCUCGAUACUGCCCAAUGAUCUUACCCCGACAUUGAAAGUCCUUUACCCUUAUAAGACAGGCCUUAUCAACCCUCCCCGACACCCUAUCGUGCACAGCGCUACCACAAACAAACCUUUUUUCUCAGCCUUUAACAACUAUGUGUUAAAGGUAUGUCAGCAAGGUGCCCAGAGCCACUCCCUGCUUUCCUUCUGGGCGGGAAUUACCACCGAGGCUGUUGCAGGUAUGCUGGACGGUGCUCGCUCGGGUCGACGAGAGGUUGAGAAGCAGAAGCACGAGGAUGUUAUAAUUCGCGUGCUGCCGAUUCUUAGCAGCGGUUUCGCCUUGAAGAAGGUGUCCGAACUGAUUAUCGGUUGCUACAUGAUCUCCGUUGUGCUAGCUCAAAAAGCUUCCCUGGCCGACGAUGUUCUAGACGGCCUGAUGGAGACCGUGGUUACUUCAUGGAAAGAGGAAACAUUGAGUUCUGGCUUGAUUUGUUUGUCGGUUCUUGCUCAGCAGAAGCCAACCGCUACCCUGCCAAAGAAGGUGUUCAAGGCCCUUAUUCGCCUUGACCGCCCCAUGCAGCAAUUGUCCGAAGUUGCGACACAAUACAACACAUCCAAGCUUUUGAUUGGGCUUGUUGAUGGAUUCGUCAGUGACUUGCAGAAGAACAGCGUGCACCUCACUCUUUUGUCAUCUGUUUUCGAAGCCAAGGUCUUGCAGGAGGAUGAAGUGAAACAAGCUAUGGUUAUGGUCCUCAAGUCGGCCAGUGACAUUGAAAAGACUCGCGAUAUGUCUUUGGAAACCCAAACACAGCUUGCUGAGCUGAUCCAAGGAUUUAGCCGGUCUAGCUUCCUUCAGCCAACCUUCCAAAACUUGCUGGCGGAAUCAUCCUUCAACGUCUCAGCAUUGGAGCACAAUCUGCAAACCGUCGUUGAGGCACCCGUUCAACCUCAGCUUAUCCAAGACGUGGAGAUGGAGGAUAUUGACGAUGAUGUCGACAACUUCACACCUGCCUUUGAGUCAUUGUCUAAGGAACCCAAAUUCCCGUCUUCAUUCCUGACCAAGCAGUACAUCCCCGAGUUCAACAACCUUGUUCAGGUUUUUGCCUUGGCCGUCGAAUCUGAAUCCAAAUUUGCUCAAUUUGUUGGUCUCCCAAUCCUUGCCAAGGCCGAUGCGACGAAAUCUCCGCAAUUCCUGUCGUUCUUCACUCGGGUUAUUUCCGGACCUUAUCCCUUGGGAACAAAGAUUGCUGCACUCAAUUCUAUUGCCUCCGUUCUAUCAUCAGUGAACGGUGACUUCGACCCUCAGGCCCUGUUGCCCUUCCUACUCGUGGCUCUUUGUGAUCCCUCCGAGCGCAUUCGUCGUGAGACCACCGGUGUUUUGGCUCUCAUUGUUACCAUUUACAAGAACAACAAGAAGGCAGAUGCCAAACCCUGGGCUCACGACGUGAUCUACGGCAAGGGAACUCAAUCUUCUAGCGUUUCAUGGCUGCCCACUACUGAUGUCCUAAAGGUACUGGAGCGUGCAUUGCUGCCUGGACUUGAGGAGUACAUUCUGGAUCCUACCUAUAUUGCUAAGGUGCUUGAUGCUACGAUGCGCGGAUCUGUUCUGUCGGACGAUUCCGGUGCUUCGGAACUGAAGAAGUCUCUUCGUUUGGGCUUUUUCAAAUUCCUUUCUUCUAACACGAUUCAAAUGCCAAUUUAUGGUCCCAAGUUUGGCCUUCUCCGUUUGCUUAACAAUGUUAAGAAGGUUUCGGGAACCACUCGUGCCAAGGAGCUUCUCCCUCUGCUCCAGCACUGGCGUGGCCUGAGUCAGAAGGAAGUCGAGGAUAUCUGUGUGGCAGAGCGUCUUUCUCUUGCUGAGGUCGAGCAAGAUGUGGUUGCCAUUGUGACUGCUAAGGACAGCGAUGCCAUUGACAUCUUGCUGCAAAAUGUUAGCCCCGUCUCGGUGCGAACUUCCUUCGUGGCAGCUGGAUUCUCUCACAUGAAGGCGAUUUGGAGUAAGAUCCCAGAAGAUGUCCAAGUAACAGCCGCCGAAAAGCUCUUGGAUAUCUCUCUUGGCGAGUCUGACGAAACGCCUCUCGCAGACAAUUGCCGCGCUGUUCUUCGCAGUGUCGAGCUGUCGGGUGCCAUUCUUCUCAGCUUCAUUAACAAGAUUCCCGUUUCAUUGACUCACAUUGAGAGUCUUGGCCCCGCGCCCAAGCGCAGACGGACCAGCCAGAACAAUAUGAUUGCGAUGACCGUCAAGGAUGAGGCAGAAUUUAGCAAGCUCAUGGAUAAGAUGACCUUCAUUCUUGAAGUUGUGGACAGCUCCAGCCCUGAUUCUCACCCCGAGCUUGCCGGAGGCCUCUUCCAGACCCUUGCUGCUCUUCAUCACUUCAAGUCUCAGAUUCAAUCUGGUAUGAGCUACCUGCUCAGUCUCACUCUGGGCAGCCUAUUGGCCAUUGUCAACAAGUCCAAGGGAUCUCCUAAGCCGCUGUUCGACACUGCUGCCAUCCGGGCUGACUUGGUGGUGGAUUGCGUCCGCACAACCGAAAGCCCACAGGUGCAAAAUGCCGCCCUCCUCUUGGUCGCAGGCCUUUCUGUGAUUGCGCCGGAGCUCGUCCUUCACAGCGUGAUGCCGAUCUUCACAUUCAUGGGAUCAAGUGUUCUCCGCAAAGAUGAUGAUUACUCGGUUUCUGUCAUCGAUCAGACCAUUGACCAUGUUGUGCCGGCUCUUAUCCAGUCUCUGCGUAGCCAGAAGCGCGAUAUCGUUUCCGGAACCUCGGAACUCCUACUCAGCUUCACCGCCGCAUUCGAGCACAUCCCCUCGCACCGUCGUCUGCGACUCUUCCAUGCAUUGAUCACCAAGCUGGGCACUCAGGAUUUCUUGUUUGCUGUGUUAGCUAUGCUUGCGAACCGUUACUCCAACGACAAGGAUGUUCUCACUCUGAUGACUGGAGUGGCCUCAGACACCACUCCCGUUGUCGAGCUCACCACCUACAGCAAGUACCUCAACCUCGUCAUCGAUGCGUUGCAGCCUAAGGCCGGUAUUUCCCAGAUUCUACUUGGAAUCGGAAGCGAUGACGGCCGUGACCCUCAGAAGGUGGCCGUUGACUUGCUCCGUGAUCUCGCUCACCUACUCAAGCAUUCCUCCCUGAAGUCUAAGCUGGAGGCUGCUUUCGAGAAGGACGACGAGGUUGCAGGUCAAGUUCGCGCUUGCUUCUCGCGCGUUCUCGGACAGGUUUUGAACAUUGGCGAAUCCGUGCAAAGCAUGAAGCCCGUGAGCCAAGCAUGUGGCGAGGUUCUUGGCGCUCUUUUCAGCACCUUGUCUCUUGUCGACUUCUUAGAUACCAUUGAGGUCUUGCUGCAAGAGCCUAACGAUGACCUUCGUCGCAAGGUCCUCCGACUCCUGGAGAACCGCCUGCGCCAGACCCCCGAGCGUGACAACGAGUCCCAGAUUCGUGUCCUUGACUUCUUGCCUACUUUGGUCAAUAUUGUUGAAUCGUCACCCGACUCCAUGCUCAAGCAUGCCGCUGUCGCCUGUAUUGAUCGCAUCACCGAGAAGUACGGUCGCAAGGACCCUUCGAAGGUCAUCACUGCCGCCAGAGUCGUCGCUAGCGAAUCCUGUCUCGGCUACGAUGAUGACCGCAUUCGCAUCAUGGGUGUUUUGUGUCUGGCCUCUAUGGCCGAGGUUCUGGGCCAGGCUAUGAUCCCAGCCCUCCCCGAUACCCUCAAGCAGUCAGUGAAGCUGCUGGAGCUCAGCCUGGUUCCCGAAAAGGAGAACUCACGCCUGCACGACGCCGUUUUCUCGCUGUUCUCUGCCCUCCUCGACCACCUUCCCUUCAUGAUCUCCGCUGCCACUCUUGAUCAGAUUCUGCUGCUCUCUUUCAAGUCAACCAAUGCCAGCCUUGACGACUCCUCCGAGGACAGUCGCGAAGAGACCCUUCGCCUCAUGGCUGCUCGCAAGAUGGAUCUGACCGCCACUCUUGGCGCGAUUGACCGCAACUGGCAGAACGCUGUCAAGGCCGGACCAACUGCUACUACUGAGGUCCUGCAGGUCUUGAGCCUGGCUGUUGAGAAGAACCCCAAGUCCACUGUGGCCAAUAACAUUGGUGUUCUUACCACUAUUCUCUUCAAGGCCUUCGAUUUGCGACGUGAGCAAACCGCCCUUGGCGACCGUGCUCAGUUUGACGCCGGUGAUCUGGAUGAAGCUGAGACUACCAUGCACGAUGUCACGAUUAAGAUGAUCUACAAGCUCAACGACAGCACAUUCCGACCACUGUUCAUCAAGAUGGUCGAAUGGGCUACGAGUGCUCAGAAGGAUGAGCAAGCCCAACUCUCUCGUCUCACAACGUUCUACAAGUUCCUCCAGGUCUUCUUCGGCACCCUUCAGUCUAUUGUCACCGGUUACUCCAGCUACAUUUUGGAGCACACAGUCAAGAUUCUGGGUUCAAGUGGACCUGCCAAGGCCACCAAGCAGCUCUGGUUGGCUACACUCGGCACUCUGCGCAACUCAUUCGAACAUGACCAAGACGAAUUCUGGCAAUCUCCAUCCCACCUCAGCAGCAUCUCUGGUCCUCUCAUUUCGCAGUUGGCCCACGCAACCUCUUUGAAGUCAGCGGAACUCGUUGUCACAGAAGUUGUUCCCGCGAUUACCGAGCUUGCUACCGCAGCUGACUCGACUGAUAACCACAAGGAGCUUAACGUUGCUCUGAUGAGAUACCUCCGCCCCUCCACUGCUCCCAACGCCAAGUCGGCUGGUGGUGAUAACCCAUUCACUCGCCUUGCUGCCUUGAAAGCCGAGCAGGCUCUUACUGAGCAGCUCGGUGAAGAAUGGCUGGCUCUUCUUCCGGAGAUGCUGCCAUACAUCAGUGAACUAAUGGAGGAUGAGGACGAGAGUGUUGAGAGAGAAGUGCGCAAGUGGGUGAAACAGAUUGAGAGCGUACUGGGUGAGCGACUGGAUGAUAUGUUGACUUAA
Molecule: messenger RNA, 5394 nt
Organism: Penicillium odoratum
Lineage: Eukaryota; Fungi; Ascomycota; Eurotiomycetes; Eurotiales; Aspergillaceae
Gene: utp10
Product: snoRNA-binding rRNA-processing protein UTP10
Exons: 4
Coding region: 1-5394 (1797 amino acids)
Biological process (GO): positive regulation of transcription by RNA polymerase I; maturation of SSU-rRNA from tricistronic rRNA transcript (SSU-rRNA, 5.8S rRNA, LSU-rRNA)
Cellular component (GO): t-UTP complex; small-subunit processome; 90S preribosome
Molecular function (GO): snoRNA binding
Source: RefSeq, a predicted model, not a curated record